Anopheles coluzzii is the source of this 3007-nucleotide messenger RNA. RefSeq names its product zinc finger protein 845-like. Bases 324 to 2972 code for a protein of 882 amino acids. Gene Ontology annotation, biological process: regulation of transcription by RNA polymerase II. Gene Ontology annotation, molecular function: RNA polymerase II transcription regulatory region sequence-specific DNA binding; DNA-binding transcription factor activity, RNA polymerase II-specific; zinc ion binding. The record is from RefSeq and is a predicted model, not a curated record. Gene Ontology annotation, cellular component: nucleus. Lineage: Eukaryota; Metazoa; Arthropoda; Insecta; Diptera; Culicidae. The transcript is spliced from 10 exons.
GAAACCCGUUGUUGCUUGCUGUGAAAAGUUUAGUUUCACAUUUCUGCUGUUCGGACUGUUACACCAGUACAGACGUUCGUUUGUGUGUCGUCUCAAUCUUCAUCUGGUUUUAUGAUUAGCUUCGAUCAGAUCUUGCAACGUACGUACUACGAUAGAUGCAACAAUGCACAUGCAUUUGUAUGUAGUCAAACCAUGUGCAAUACGUGGUUAUACAUUGGCAGCCAUUCCCUGAGAAAGAGCGAUUGAGACAUGAUGCUCAAAUUAGUGCGAAAAAAUGUAAACAAUCCAACGUCAACCGGUUUGUUGGUAGGCAAUCGCGGUGCAUGUUGUGCUACGAAAUGGCCCGUGCCGAGUCUAAAUUUUACAAUCGUUGCCGAUUCUGCUUUAAUCAGGACGAGGAUAAGUUGAUGCCCUUGUCGAUAACACUGGACGCGACGCUAACGAUCUUGGAUGUAGAGCAUUUUACGGGGCUUAAUUUGCAGGAUUUAGAUCGCGAAGAUAAACCUUUCAUGGUGUGUGAUGGAUGUGACCGGCAUGUUAAUGUAAGUGUCGCGUUUCGAAACACUUGCCGUAGGAACGACGCGUUUUUCAAGCAGGAACCGUGUAAUCAAUCUGCUGAAGAUGACGAUGAUAAGGAUGAAGCAAUGGACACAUUUGCCGGGCCAGCUUCGGAGAUGAGCAUAUCGGCGGACGAGACCGCCCCUGAAAAGGACGUCUUUGCCGAUGAGGAUACAGCAGAGAAUCACGAUAUAGAUGAAGAAUCAUCGGACGAUUUUACAUGGCCAGAAGCUCCCUCGCCAAAGGUAGAAAAGAUCGUCCGUCGAAGGCUGCCAAAAACAGAAUCCACUUCCCGGCGAAAAAAGACAAUACACAGGAGAUGGCUUUGUACUAUUUGUGGUUUGUUCAUGACGAAUUACACCAAACAUAUGCAAAGGCAUAUUGAUCCAACUCCGUUUGCGUGCCCGCACUGUGAUAAGAAAAUGAGCGACUCUGCAAAUAUGAAGCGCCACAUUGAUGCCGUGCAUUUGAAAAUAGUCGUUGCAACGUGUGAAGAAUGUAAUUUGCCAUUCUAUGUAAAACCGGAAUAUAAAUGGCAUAUGGUGCGCGUGCAUGGUCAAGGGGACAUGACACCGCGUUAUAAAUGCCAGUUUUGCCCGAAGGCGUUUUAUUUCCAUACCCGCAUGCGGGUGCACAUGGAACAGAAGCACUACGAACAUCGAAACUACGUGUGUAAAAUUUGUGGCAUGCGAUUUAAAACAAACAAUGCUCUUCUCGUACACAAGAAAAUACAUUCGUCUGAAGCGCACUACCAGUGCCGUAUCCCAAUGUGUUCGAGGCGAUUCAGGAGCGCGAACGGUCGUAGGCAGCACGAAAUGACACACAGCGGCAUCAUUUUCGGAUGCGACCAGUGCGACAAGCAGUAUCAUAGCAGUAGUUUGCUUCAAGCACACGUGAGAAAAUGCCAUCCAAAAACAGAGGAGGAAAGUGGUGCAAUGCGGCGUCCGACAACAGCUGUGGUUGCUAACCACUGGUGUUGCUAUAAACAUUGGACACGGUUUUAUGGCAUCGUCGGGCUGUCAACGACCCUGUUGCCUCAAGGGUUAGAGGGUUUGUUAUUAAACAACAGCGAGGUGUGUGUGCGCUUGGCGAUGGCUGUUCCAGCAAAAUUAGGGAAUAUUUGUAGAUUUUGCCUCAACCAGAAGCAGGACCAACUGGUUCCACUCAUUACGAUCGUGGACAGUUCGCUUACGCUAGAGAACAUAGAAAGAUUUACCGGAAUUGAGAACCUAGAGGAGGAAAGCAAACAGUACGCCUCGUGCAGCGACUGCCAUAUGGCGCUGCUCAGUUCUGUGUCCUUUCGCAACACGUGCCUGGCAAAUGAAGCACUCUUCAGGGAGCUGUGCACCGUAGUGGAGGAACAUCUCGACGAUGACGAGGCAGAUGAGUUUGUGGUCGAGGAACUGCAGGAAACGGUCUCGGAAAUGGAAUUCAUUGUAGUAAAUAAUCGCAAAAAACGGAAAGCGACUGAAAGGAAGGAAUCGCCGGCAGGCAAAGCGCUAACGUGCAGCAGAACCACGCGAAGGGUGAAUGACGGAACGAAGCCUGACACCGAUUACUGUGCGAACCGGAUCGAGCUCGGUGAACCGUUCUCCUCCGACGAGGAGCAAAGGUCGACCCGGGCAGGCCAGGUGAUACUGGACAAGGAGGCACUGUUUGCCGAGAGUUUGCGGCUUAUACGAGAGGCACAGGAACGGAACGUGCAUGCCACGGCGGAAACCCUCGAGUCCGCGGGCGAUGAGAGCAAUGAUUCAAGUCAUGCGCCACCCGUUGCUAGCGAGCGGCACCCGAGAGCUCCCAAAAUGCAGCUGUGUGAGGUGUGCGGCAAGGUGGUGCAGAAGCUGAGCGAACACAUCGCGAUCCACACGAAGGAAAUGAGGUACGCGUGCCCGCACUGCCCGGUGAGGAUGGCCAACCAUGCGAAUCUGUACCGCCACGUGCAGGCCGUCCAUCUGAAGCGGGUGGUAAAAUCGUGCGAAAUUUGCGCCAAGGGAUUCACCAGCAACGCGUCGUACAAAUCACACAUGCGCUCGGAGCAUGGGAUUGGUGAAACGUACGAGUGCAAGCUAUGCCCGAAGAAGUUCAACCAUCCGGGCAACUAUCGCGUACACUUUAUCCGUUGCCAUAGCGACGUAAGGAAAUUCACUUGCACGAUCUGUGGGAAGCAGUUCAAAGAAAAGCGCGAUCAUCGAAACCAUCAGCGAGUACACUCGGACGACAAACCCUUCGCCUGCAGCCAGUGCCCGAAGCUGUUCAAAAGCGAUUACGCCAGGAAAACGCACGAACUGACGCACAGCGGUGUAGUGUUUCGGUGUGCGCACUGUGAUAAAGGAUACCGCUACAAAUGCCUGCUAAACAUACACAUAAGGAAGGACCAUACUGCAACAAUAAAGCAAGAAGGCAGCAACGAUUGACAAACACACACGUUGGUCACCAACAGGUAACAGAG